Rhipicephalus sanguineus (brown dog tick) is the source of this 1575-nucleotide messenger RNA. Its product is annotated as nicotinamide phosphoribosyltransferase. The record is from RefSeq and is a predicted model, not a curated record. Lineage: Eukaryota; Metazoa; Arthropoda; Arachnida; Ixodida; Ixodidae. The transcript has 10 exons. Gene Ontology annotation, molecular function: nicotinamide phosphoribosyltransferase activity. Gene Ontology annotation, biological process: NAD+ biosynthetic process. The coding region runs from base 1 to 1518 and encodes 505 amino acids.
AUGGGUCAUGUGGUCAUCCGCAAGUUCCUUCGCGCAGGAUCUGGGGCUGACGUCCUCACCAUUGGCAGUGACUUCGGACUUUCAAAGUGGGACGAAGUAGCCUGUGAUUCAGACAACGUCAUUCUGCUCACAGAUUCCUCAAGGGUCUGUCACUACUUGCAGUAUCCCGAAGAAACCACAUUUAUCUACUCGUAUUUUGAGAGUAUAGGCAGCAAGUACGACAAGACGCUGUUCUUCGGGCUCCAGUACAUACUGAAGAAGUGGAUGGUCGGGCCGGUAAUCACCGUGAAGAAGAUAAAUGAUGCUAAGGAAUUCUUCAGGAUGCACUUCAAUCAGGAGCUCUUCAACGAGUCCGGAUGGAUGCAUAUCGUCGAGCAACACGAUGGCCAUCUGCCCCUCUCGAUCAGGGCAGUGCUUGAAGGCAGCCUGAUCCCCACACGCAACGUCCUCUUUACUGUAGAGAACACGGACACUGCAGUACCGUGGCUCACCGGUUGGUUUCAGACCCUACUGAUGCAGACAUGGUACCCGACUACGGUGGCGACUCACGCAUGGCACUACAAGGAGCUACUGGCGAGGUACCUACACGAAACAUGCGGCUCCACAGCUUCUAUACCGUACCAGCUCCAUGAUUUCGGCUGCGGCGGUGCUUCUUCUGCCGAAUCGGCUGCCAUUGGAGGCGCGGCACACUUGGUGAACUUCCUGAGCAGCGACAACAUAGCCGGGAUUCGCCUCGUCAGCCAAUACUACGGCUUCCCAAUGGCGGGGUACUCUUAUCCUUCCACAGAGCACAGCACCAUGACCCCGUGGGGUCCGGCGGGGGAGUCGGCAGCGUGUCGCCAGGUUAUGCACGCGUUCCCCAGCGGGCCGGCCUCAGUGGCCAGCGACGCCUACCACGCGGCGAACUGCUGCGAACACGUCUGGGGUCAGGACCUGCGCCACCUGGUCGAAGCCCGCGCAGAGCUCCACGGCGGCAUGCUCAUCGUCAGGCUGCAGUCCGGCGACCCUCCAGAGAUCAUCGUCGAGGUCUUGGAGAUACUUGGGAGGUACUACUCGGCGACGGUGAACUCGCUCGGCUUUCGCGAGCUGCCGCCCUACGUGCGUUUGAUGCACAGCGAUGGCGUAACGUUGGAGAUGGCAGAAGCCGUGCUGGCUAAUGUCAAGGCGAACCGCUGGAGCGCCCAAAAUGUGCUUCUGGCCAGCGACGGCACACUCAUGCGUGAACCACGAGGACCAGCGCAGCGCUUCGCCUUCCAGUGCAGUGCAGCCAUCGUCCGCGGCCAAGAGAAAGAAGUACACAGGAACCCAGUGACCGACACUAAAUUGAGCUCCAAGAAAGGGAGACUGACUUUACAGCAUUCUGGCAGUGGGUACAUCACAGUAGAACAUGGCCAGGGAAACCCUGAAGAGGAUUGUCUUAUUCACGUGUUUAAGGAUGGCCACCUCCUUGUGGAGCAGACAUUUGAAGACAUCCGAAGACGUUCCCAAGAGCCUUUAGGCCACUUACUCAACACAUAGCGCCACAACAUAUUGUAUGGCUCAUCCUAUGAGUGUCAGCAGCUUUGAAAUUGAGGU